AUGGACCCUGGCUUGUUCUGGACUUUUUUAGUUUCUCUGCACAUCACCAUCAUGUCUGCAGAAAGCCCAGGCCAGAAGCAUGGCUUCAAGGCCUUCGUUUCAAAUGCACUACGACCAAAAAAAUCCCGUCAAACACUCCGGAAGGCUAGUAGAUCGACUACAGACUUGCGGCUGGCCGCACGUCCCAGUGUCGACGAAGGGCCCCCUCCUCCUAUGCCAGCUCCUCCGAUGCCAGAGCUAGCCCCUUUGCACGCCCAUAGGCUCAAAUACAAGGAAUUGCAUGCGCAAGUGGAUAGCCAGCUCGGCGAACGCCGUGACUACACGGAGAUUAUUCAUUCACUAGGCACUGUUGGAGUCGACGAUGACGUCGGCGAGGUAUAUGAACACAACGACCGUCGCCCGCCAGGCGAGGGCGAUAUAGCGAGUCUAUCACCCAAGCUAUGGGCACGGAUAGCAAGCUUCCUGGAUCCCGCCGAAGCAGCAAGUCUAGCAAUUGCGGGCAUCACCCUAUACCGACGUCUAGGCCCCAGAUACUUCAUGGCCCUAGAAUAUCCCGAAAACCUCCCAUACAAAAUCACCUUCCUAGCCGGCCUCGACAUAUCUCUCCCUGCGCAUCUUCUCUGCAUACCAUGUGCCCGCUACCAUGUCCGCACCCAGCGCGGCACAGAACGCCUACGACCAACCCACGUCCUCAACCCACUCUUCAACUGUCCAAACUCAACCAAUGCCCUCAACCCUCCUCCCCGCCACCGCAUAACCCACGGCCGCAUGCUCCCCUUCACCUUCGUUCAACUUACCAUGCGCGCCCACCGAUUCGGCCCCUCCUACGGCCUAACCCCAGACACCCUAGGCCGCCGCUGGCAGCGCGACGACUGGUCCCACACCUCCCGAUUCCACGUCCACUCAGGCCGGCUCCUGAUGCGCGUGACAUCGCAGACAUUCGCAGCACCGGGACUUACACCCUCGGCGCAGCGCAUGCUCCUAUUCUCGCGCGAAGACUACUGGCCGUACUUUAGUGCAUGCGCACACUGGCGUGAUGGCGAACUCAUGCCCGCUUGCAAGUGUGCGUUGGAGCAUAUCCCGCGCCCACGCAGUACGGGUGGAUUACAGGGUCUUGAACAUCGUGUCAAGGAUCGCUGGGCGGGUGAUAUAUUCGAUCCGAAUGCGCUGACGACAUUGUGUGGCUUUUGUCGGCCGAUGAGGAGGUGUCCUGAGUGUCCGACUGAGUACUUGAUUGAGGUCAAGCUGUGUGAGGAUCGCGCGGAUGGAAGAUUCAAGCAAGCUAUUACUGUCACGCGGUGGAGUGACCUUGGAGAUGGGAAAACGCCGCAUGGCAUCCAGUGGGCUGCUAUUAAUGGGAAGAGAGAUGAUUAUAACUCGUUUCAGCAUGAACAUUAUGCGAAGCGGGGAAUUGCGAGUAUCUUCGAGGCUGCUUUUACGGCAGAUACUCUCCCUGGCCAGCGGGUCAUUUCACUCAAUCCGAAGAACAAGAAAUUGGGGGAGAAGGGCCAUGAUUGGUAUUAG
Molecule: messenger RNA, 1524 nt
Organism: Penicillium olsonii
Lineage: Eukaryota; Fungi; Ascomycota; Eurotiomycetes; Eurotiales; Aspergillaceae
Source: the annotation of a GenBank genome assembly